AAAAAAAUACAGGAUAAAAAAAUUCAGUGUUAAAUCCCAAAAGUCGAACGGGAGAAACUGAGGCUGCAACAAUAAAGGCAGCAUGUCGAUUGCUGCAGCCGGUGACCCCAACGGUCGAGAGCCGGGUGGAGUAAGCGGACAUUGUCCGGUGAGACACGCUUGAGUGGUGCGCGCGCUCUGUUGCGUCGAUCUUUCACCUUCGCAAUAUUGACGCCUAUAAAACCUUGUCAUUUCAAUAAUAUGACGUUACUUUCAUCCCGCCGCAAACUAAGAGUACAACUCUGCUCGGUCAGGAGUAGCGAAAAUCUAGUAAUCGUCAUUGGGUUCAUACCCACUCUAAAAAAAUGAUUAUAUUAAGUCAAUUGUUAUUCAUUUGGACGAUAUUUGAAGGUAUUUUUGCCAGCGAAGAAAAAAAUGGAUUUGUGCAACCAUUGGACUUUGGAGCAAUAUUUGAUUCUGCAGAUGGUGGCAUAACUUCCUUGGCUUCGAACCCUUUAGCAGCAGCGGUGCUUAAAGUAGAUAAGAGUCAAUAUCCUCAGUUAUUUGACACUGUUGUCAGUAGUUCUAUUGAUUCUUUGCAAACUCGAUUAGCACCAGGAGAAAAUGCAUUUUCAGCCCAACAUUUUGGCUUUAAUCCAAUUGCCAGUCAAAGCUUUUUUUCACCAGCGAGAUCCGCUAAAUUAGUUGCACAACCACCGCAGCACCGAGCACAGGCGGUACCUAUUGGACAACAAUUAGGUUCUUUAAGAUAUGACAUACGCACUGUACACGAUGCUGACUACAAAGUAUAUAAACCAGAGGAAAAUGAACAAGGAGAAGAAAUUUUAGCGGCAUUAAAAAAAAACCCUUCCGUAGCUGCUUAUUUUCAACCAGCCACAACGAAUGUUGAAGUUUCACAUCCGAUAAAAUACCGUAAAGAAGAAGUUGAUGAUGAUACCGAUCUUGAACAAAACUACAAGCCUAAUGCUUAUAUUACAGGACCAGCACGUAUUCGACGAUAUACAAGUGGGAGACAAAGAGAAAAUUUAAGAAAAAAUAGCGAGGAAGAGGAAGAUCCAUAUAGUUAUAAAGUUGAAUAUAAUUCCAAACCUAAAGCUUUCGAUAGUGACCUGUAUAGCAGUGCAUAUAAAGAAGAGAAAAACCCAAAGAAAGACUACGAAUACCCUUACGGAUAUGACUCUGGGUAUGACCAUAAAGAAUACGAGCGCAUAAAAGCUUUAUCAGAGAAACAAGCCGCUGAAAUAAAACAAAACCCAGAAAAUUGUCAAGAAGUUAAAAAAGAUGGUAUGUCUUGCAUGUCUUGUAAAGACCCAAAAACAGGUGGAAAUUAUGAAUCCUGUUCAUAUGUCGCAGAACCAAAAAAUAAUAAAUAUGCGUAUUCAAAAGAGAGAAAGUUUGAUAGUAACGACGAACCCGAUGAACCAGAAAGUGAUGAAAAAGUUGAACAACCCAAAAAGUCUGCUAAAUAUCAGGAUGCUGACAAAAAAGAAACCCAAAAGUAUGCAAAAUUAACGGCAUCACAACCUGAGAAACCGUACAGCGACUAUAAAUCGCAAAACAAAGAUGACGAUAAUUCUGGCGAAAAAUACAAGUCUUAUUACGUCCAUAAUUCCAAACCAAGACCAAACGAGGCCCUGAGAGCUGCUGACGAUGAUAGUUCAUCAAAAGAAGAAACUGAGUCUGUAGCUAAACCCUAUGACUAUAAAAAAGCAUUGCCAGGUUUUUAUACCGAAAAUGAACCAAAAAAAGAUGUAGAGCAUGUUCUAGCCGAGUUUAAGAAAAAAGAUCGAUCUUCGUGUAAGAGGGUGCAGAAGAAUGGCAUGACUUGUUUCCAAUGCAUAGAUAAGUCAGGACUUAAGAAUGAAGAGUGUAUGUUUGUGUCAGAAUCUGCUCCUAAGAGGAGUCAUUUAGCAUACCAGGAAGUAAAGGAAUUCACUUCCAAGCCUGCUACGAUAGAAAAAGGACAAGAAGGCGCCGAAAGUCAAACAAUUACCACUAGUGCCCCCGCUGUACAAAAAUUAGCUGCUUACGUUGUUGAAAAUAAUAAUUAUGGUAAAAAAUUAAAACGUAAGAAGGCUCCUCAAGCGAUAGUCCCAGCUGCAGCAAAUCCUGCUCAAGUAACAGUUCCUGCUGUAGGAACUGCAAUACAGUCUCCAAAUACGAAAAAGUCAAAACGCAGCAUUGAGGCCGUAGCUGAAUCUAAAGCGACUAUUGUUGAUCUUACAAAUGUAGCGGCUCCUGAAGAAUUUGCCGGCGUUGACUCAAAGGGUGCAUUUUGGUCCGAAACUUUGCCAAGAUAUAGUGCUACACUAGGCGUCACUUUACCUGAAUUUAUGUUGACAAGGUCAGAACAUGAAGCAUCUUUUGACGAAAUUGUUGCAGGAGCGUAAAAUAUGAAACUAAUGUUAUUUUUGUUAAGUUUUAUUCGCCCACAUAAUUAAUAGUUUUUAGAGCGUGUCUGACUGGUCGCGACUAAAAUAAAGCCUGAAUUGGAGGCAACGGGUAAAGAUAUUUGUUACGGAAUCAUAAGAUUUCAGUUGGUCGACGACUAAGUUGACAAACAAGAAAGCUUUUAUUGUAUACUGUUUAUAUACAAUUACAAAUAGCUACAGCAAAGAAAGUAUCAAAUAUUUUAUUAGUUUAAUUUUUUAUUGGGACUGUACACUUUAUGCUAUGUUGUUAACUAGUUUUAUGUUAAUCGGGAAUAAAAUGUUGUUAUUGUAUAA
This is a messenger RNA of Bombyx mori (domestic silkworm), 2726 nucleotides long. RefSeq lists its product as uncharacterized. The coding region runs from base 345 to 2390 and encodes 681 amino acids. NCBI's taxonomy places the organism in Eukaryota, Metazoa, Arthropoda, Insecta, Lepidoptera, Bombycidae. The record is from RefSeq and is a predicted model, not a curated record. The transcript has 3 exons.